This is a messenger RNA of Rosa chinensis, 816 nucleotides long. RefSeq names its product vegetative cell wall protein gp1. The transcript is spliced from 5 exons. Bases 43 to 633 code for a protein of 196 amino acids. The record is from RefSeq and is a predicted model, not a curated record. Lineage: Eukaryota; Viridiplantae; Streptophyta; Magnoliopsida; Rosales; Rosaceae.
AUUAUUUGAUUUCUAUCUAAUUAGUUGUGAUAGAGUACAAUAAUGGUCUUCAAAAUUUUGCUCUUCCUCUUCUUUGCCAUUCUCUUAGUUACUACAAAGGUUUCAGCUGAUGAAUUUGAGAAUGGACAGGCCAAGAAGCCGAAGGCACCAACUCCCGACAACAUGCAAACUCCACCACUUUCAAUAAACAAGAAAAUCAUGAGUAUUGGGAUGUUCCGCCCGAUCGUGUUCCCGCGUGGGGGGUUCGGCGGCGGAAGGGCAUUUCCAAAGCCGAGGCCGAAUCCGAAUCCGAAUCCAAAGCUGACGCCCAAGCAGCCGCCCCAAAAUGACAAAAAGCCAAACCCGACGCCAAAGCAGCCGCCCCAAAAUGACAAAAAGCCAAAGCCGAAGGAAGAGAAUAAGGACAAGCCAGAUGAUAAGGACCUUCAGGUACCUUCCCAACCUGACUCCCCUUCGCCACCUCCACCAUCUUCAGCACCAGCUCCCUCACCUCAAGAUGAGAACGUGCCGGCUUCGGCACCCGGAGAGACACCAGCUCCCCCACCUCAAGAUGACAACUUACCGGCCUCGGCACCCGUAGAGACACCAGCUCCCUCACCUCAAGAUGACAACGUAUUGGCACCAUCCUUUUAAGUCUUGAACCAAAGGCCGCUCCGAUAAUAAGUGAGACCUAAGGCGAAAAUUAUAACCUGUGUUUUUUUUUUUUUUUUUGCCUUUUUUUUAGUGUUCCUUCCUACUUUACAAACAAAGGCUUGUAUCAAAUAAUAUUGGGUCUCAACUCUGAAAACUAAGUAAUAGCAUAACCAAUUUAUGAAA